CAUGUGGAAGACGCUCAUGUGCUCAGUCAGGACUUCAAAGACAGUCAUGCCGCUACUCCUCGAUGUGCUGGAGAGCUGGCCAGAGCACAGCACGCGCACCUCCGACGGGGACGACACAGACGUCUUUGCCCUGGCUGCAACUCUGGUGAUGUGGAAGAUCCUCCAGGUGCCCUGUGUGCCACACGUAGUGACAGUCUAUUUGCCCCGCCUCUUUGUGCAUCUGCUCUUCCAAGUGUUCUUCAGCACAGUGGAGAUGCCAGAGAAGGUCGAGAACUUGUGGAGAGCAUGCCAGGAGCAACAUGGCCUUGCCACCGACCCCAACAGGUUUGCAGUGCAGACCCUGAAGGACCUGCUCUGCCGACUCUACUAUGAGGACGUGGUGGUGGCCGUGGAACACAAGCGUGGCUGGGACACGCUGCUCAGUGCUGACACCCACCACCACGCAGUGGGUCUGCUGGCCAGGGAGAUGUCUCGGGCCUCCAAACUCGUGCGUUUCCGGAUCGUUUGCCACCUGUUCAGGCUGCUCAGCGGGGAGGAGCCACGCCGGGAUCUGCCUGCCCUGGCGUUCCUUGUGGAGGUGAGCCCGAUGGCCAGCGCAGCCUCGCGGAGCUGCCUGCCAGCUCUCUGCCCUCUCGUAGCCGCAGCUGCCCGGGACGGUGCCCGCGCCCUGUGCUGCUGCCUGGGCCCAGCGCUGCACGCUCGCGGGCUCGUGCCGGCCGGCUCCCCCGUCACUCCCCUGUGCCUUUCAGGUCCUCUCAGAUCCCCCUUUCCAGCGUUGGCUGGACUGGAGUAG
Corvus hawaiiensis (hawaiian crow) is the source of this 793-nucleotide messenger RNA. RefSeq lists its product as uncharacterized. Bases 2 to 793 code for a protein of 263 amino acids. The transcript is spliced from 4 exons. Gene Ontology annotation, cellular component: cytoplasm. Lineage: Eukaryota; Metazoa; Chordata; Aves; Passeriformes; Corvidae. The record is from RefSeq and is a predicted model, not a curated record.